Messenger RNA from Drosophila ficusphila, 1075 nucleotides. It is a transcript of the gene Nubpl, whose product is annotated as iron-sulfur protein NUBPL. The record is from RefSeq and is a predicted model, not a curated record. The transcript is spliced from 2 exons. NCBI's taxonomy places the organism in Eukaryota, Metazoa, Arthropoda, Insecta, Diptera, Drosophilidae. Gene Ontology annotation, biological process: iron-sulfur cluster assembly; mitochondrial respiratory chain complex I assembly. Gene Ontology annotation, molecular function: ATP binding; ATP-dependent FeS chaperone activity; 4 iron, 4 sulfur cluster binding. Bases 145 to 1017 code for a protein of 290 amino acids. Gene Ontology annotation, cellular component: mitochondrion.
AACUCAUAUUCAAUUCAUUUACUUACCCUAGUGUAUUUUAUGCAUUUCGUAUUUUACAAAUCUUAAAUCACAAAUUGAUUAUCUAAGUACCAAAUGAGUAAUUUGAGAAAUGAAAAUAGUAAGGUAAUUUCAUCCGAUUGAGCCAUGCUACGUCAGCUGACAGGCAGUGUAAAGCGCUUCUACUCAAAAUUGAGUGGGCACCAGGCUGCGCUAAUGGCUCGGGGAUUGCCUAAAAAAAAACAUAUUAUUGGUGUGCAGGACAUUAUAGUUAUUGCCUCUGGAAAAGGGGGUGUUGGCAAAAGCACCGUCGCAGCUAAUUUUGCCUGCAGCAUGGCCAGACUGGGAAAGCGUGUGGGUCUGUUGGACGGAGAUAUAUUCGGGCCGACUGUUCCCCUUCUAAUGAAUGUACAUAAUGAGCCGGCUGUCAACGAUCGGAAUUUUAUGAUUCCCCCGCAAAAUUACAAUGUUAAGUGUUUGUCCAUGGGCAUGCUCACACCUCCUGAAAGCUCAGUUAUCUGGCGCGGACCUCUUGUCAUGUCAGCAAUUCAACGGCUCCUACAAGGUGUCGAAUGGGGUCAGUUAGAUGUCCUGGUUAUAGAUACUCCACCGGGAACCGGAGAUGUUCAUCUGUCGCUAACUCAGCAGGCAUAUAUUACAGGUGUCAUCUUGGUAACAACUCCUCAUGCUGCUGCCGUUCAAGUUACAGUGAAGGGUGCAAGGAUGUACGAAAAGUUAAAUGUUCCUAUCUUCGGUCUAGUGGAGAACAUGAAAUACGCGAUUUGCAAAAAUUGCAAUCAACCAAUGCAGUUUUUUAAAGACAACUUAAUGAAAUCCCUCCCCCGUAAGCUAAUUUCCCUUCCGCUUGACUCACACAUAGCUGAGUGUUGCGAGAGUGGUGUGCCUGUUGUUAUAAAGUAUCCCGACAGCGAGUACUCAAGCCUGUUUACCGAGUUGGCUCUGCAGAUUUCUGAAAUUCUGGAUAAAAAGAAUUACGAUAAACAAAGAAGUGACUUCUAAGUUAAAGAAAUGCUUGUACUUACAUAAGUGUUUUUAUUAAAAAAAAGUAUAGCUAAAA